Molecule: messenger RNA, 2688 nt
Organism: Ogataea philodendri
Lineage: Eukaryota; Fungi; Ascomycota; Pichiomycetes; Pichiales; Pichiaceae
Exons: 4
Coding region: 1-2688 (895 amino acids)
Biological process (GO): nucleoside diphosphate catabolic process
Cellular component (GO): membrane
Molecular function (GO): nucleoside diphosphate phosphatase activity
Source: RefSeq, a predicted model, not a curated record
AUGAUGGAGUCGGCCAGCGGGUACGCAGUACCUGUGACAAAAGGAGUCAAAACAAGUGGGGCCAUGCCGAUAGGGGAGAUUGUCGACGCAAACGGCAUCCCGUACAACUAUCUGGUAGUGGUGGACGCCGGAUCGAAGGGAUCGCGUGCGUACGUGUAUUACUGGACCUCGACGCAGUAUCUAUUGGCCAACAACCAAUUGCAGGUGGCGGACAACUCGGUCAGACUACUCAGCCGGGUGGAAGAAGAUCCCAGCGAUCUGCCCUCGAUCCAGACGGGAGAGAAGUGGUACAAGAAGCUCAAGCCUGGAAUCAGCGAAUUCCGAGAAAACUCGGCACAUAUCGGGCCCAAGUAUCUGGUUUACCUUUUGAAGAAAGUGCACGAUAUCAUCCCCAUAGAGCAGCAUUACAGAACUCCAAUCUUUGUGCACGCAACUGCCGGAAUGCGGCUGUUAAUGCCCAACGAGCAAAACGAGAUUUUACAGAAUAUCUGCGAGUACUUGCAGCGGGAGUCUAGCCUAUACAUUCCUGAUUGCCAAAGUCAUGUGAACGUGAUUGAUGGUGAUGUUGAAGGUCUUUAUGGCUGGAUCGCUCUCAACUACCUCACUGGCUCGUUUUCCAAACGCAAACAAACGGCUGGGCUACUCGACAUGGGAGGGGCCUCGACGCAGAUUUCGUUCGAGCCAAACGAAAAGGAACAAAAAGAACACUCUAAUCAACUAAUUAAUCUCAAACUGGCCACGCUUGGCCAGCAAACGCCCGACCUCGCUUAUAAUGUGCAUUCCAACUCGUUCCUCGGGUACGGGUUUUCUCAGAUUAGACUCAAGUUCUUGCGCACGCUGGAAACCAAAGUCGACCAGGAAAAGGAGUAUCUUUUGGAUCCAUGUUUCCCUGCUAAACGACACCAGACAUUGGAACUUGACGGGAUCGAGAAACACGUUGAAGGAACGGGAAAUUACGAGGAAUGCAGCGAGAAAAUCUACCAAUUAAUAGCCAACAAGUGUGUCAACCACGAAGACGUAUCGGCAUGUUUGUUGAGCGACCAGUUGCCUGAGUUCAGCUUCAGCGACAGCCAUUUCUAUGGAGUCUCUGGGUAUUGGGACACUAUUUCGAAGCUUCUCUCGUACAACCAGAACGAGGAAGACUACGGCAAGAUUUACGCUUACGAUCAAAUGGCACAGGCAACACAAAAAGUGUGCUCUUCGAGCUGGAAAGUGCUCAAGGAGUACAAAGGAAUGUCCAAACAGGAGCUUGAAGAGCUCUGUUUUAAAAGCACCUACCUGACAACGUUACUACACAACGGGUUUGGUUUGAACAAAAACCAAUCUGAUUUCCAUGUUAAUGACAAGGUCAACGGAUCAGCCUUCACGUGGACGCUUGGUCGCGCCGUUUUGUACGCCAGCGACGAGAGUCUGAUCGAGGUUCAGAACUUCGCGAACGAUUUCGUCGAUAACGGCAAACGCAGCAAGGUCGGCUACUCGCAUAACUCUGCGCCUGGCGUGUUUGUGCGAGGUUCAGAGAACGACGGGGUUCCUUUGCGGCCAGCUUUUGAGCGGUUCGAAAGCUACGAGCCGCCCGGGUUUCUCAAAGACAUGAAACAGGGACUCAACUACGACGGAGAUGUGGCCGGCGAGAUCGACCACAAGCCGUUCGCCAAGGAACACCCGUGGGUGAUCGUGGCUAUAGUGUUCUUCGUUCUUAUAUUAGGGAUGGUGAAUAAGUCGCGGAUUCUGCGGCUGGUGAGCGAGCUUGUGCAUUUUGUCACUUCCGUGACACAGCGGUGCGUGUAUGGCCGCAAGGGGCCGAUCCAUUGGCCGUUUGUGACGCGCAGAUGGUACAAGCGGGCCCGGUCCAUGGACUUGGACCUGGGUCCUGUGGAGCUGGACCAGAUAGACCCUGUGGACCACGAGGAGGAAGACUUCGACUGGGACGUGGAGGACGGCGACGUUUUGAGCGGGUACGAGGAUUUCGAGCUUUCUGAAGAGAGCGACGACGGAAUUGAACACGCGCGUGCAAUUCUCGUGGAUGGUGUCGAUAUACGGAACCCCAUACUCGUUUCUACGCCAGCCGUUGCCAUGGUGCUCAACAAUGUCUCUGACACACUCCAUUGGGGUGAACUCGUCGUAGUUCAUGCCGUUGAACUGCCAGCUGAACCUGUACGUUUUGUUGAUGAUAUCGUCGAGCACGACGUCUGGGUCGUCUUGGGACGCCUGUGGCUUGGGCAGCUCCUGCUUGGAAGUCUCGAUGGAGUCCUUCAAGCCCGUACCUCUAAUUUGAGAAUGGCGUUUGCUUUCGAGUUUUUCAGCAGGUACCGCAGCUGGAUUGGUUCUCUAUCGUUGGCAUACUCGGUCAGGUUGAGUUCCAGCGUUCCUAAUCGCUCUUUUUUCGUGGACCGUGAGUCUUCAAUAAAGAACGUUAUAUACAGCCAUUUGUCAGACAAGGUGAACCCAUCUUUCGGGUCCGCGUACAGCUUGAGCCGCGUCACAAUGGCUUCGUCUUUAAAAACACAUUUGUGGUGCUGGAUGCCAAACACUCCCGACUGUGCCGAGUGUCUAUGGUGGAGUUGCUGCUUUGGUUUGAGUCUGCUAUUGGACACCUGGUGCACGUACAUCACCGAAACAUGGUCCAGUUGCGGGAUGUUAGUGAGCUCUUCCAGGCGGACGGAUAACUCGAAUUCGAUGCUUUUGUAG